Molecule: messenger RNA, 1073 nt
Organism: Nicotiana tabacum (common tobacco)
Lineage: Eukaryota; Viridiplantae; Streptophyta; Magnoliopsida; Solanales; Solanaceae
Source: RefSeq, a predicted model, not a curated record
UGUCAUACGUUACCUUUCUAUCUUUCUCUCCCGUGACGUUUUCAAAGCGAUAUAUUACUAUCCUUGUUUUUCUUUCUUCUUAUCUUGAAUUUGUAUAGGCACAUGAGAAACCGACCUAAUAUAUCAAUGAAAGACAAGUUCUACCAAGGUCAAAAUCUGAGUUCACUAUCCGAGAUUCCAAGUGACAUGAUUCCUCCGACAUCAUUAAAACUUAGGACCAAAAUGCAAAAUCUCAACACUACCACAGAUCUUCCCAAAAUCAAGCCAAUAGAAAAGAAAUCAGAUGAAAAGUUAUCUUCAAUACUGAAGAAGUCCAAUUUUGAAGUCUAUUAUGGUGAUGCACCAUUGGCUGUUCCAUUUAAGUGGGAAACUCAACCAGGAACCCCAAAAGUCAAGUUUCUUGAAACCCCAAUUCCUCCUCUUGCACCUCCACCAUCUUUUCAAGUGAAGAAGAAAAAUGCCAUAAAAAAGCAAACAAAAGCCAAACUUUUACAAAUGCUUUCCUUCCUUCCCAAAUUAAACUUGAGAAAAAAUCAUCUUCAAUCAACAUCAUCAUCAUCUCCUGCUAGUUAUUCGACAUCAUCGUUGUCGUCGCCGUCAUCGUUGUCGUCGCCGCCCAAGUGUUGGUCUUAUUCUGCUCCAGCAUCUCCAUAUAGAGGCAAAUUCAAUAUCCAAAGUCAGUGAGUUCAUUCAGAAUGUGUGCAUUUUAAUUAUUAUAUGUGUACAUUACAAAUUAUAUGUAUACAUAGUUCGAAUCCGAAAUAAUUGUUCAGUUAAACCCACAUAGCUCACCUAAGAUUGUCAUUUGAUUCAAGGUUGGGGGAUCGUAUAUUAUCAAGCAAUCACCAAAGAUGUUUUUUUGUUGUUUCCCACCCUGUGUUCAGGUGCCUAAAGGUUUUUUUCAUAUCCAAAGCUCGAACCCGAAAUCUUUGGGUAGAGGGAUCUUAUCCAUCCCACUACGACCCAUGUUGUUCUGACCAAGAUUAGUUGCAUGAACAUAGGUGUUUCUAUAUCAUUUAAUUUUUGGGAUUAUACGUUAUAUUGUGACGUUCACAAAAAUUGUAUGAUUAUGG